CUACGCGCCUCACACCACACAGACAGAGCUCUCGCGAGAGCUGUGCCCGCGGGCCGGCAUGGAGGGGCUGUUCGCGCUGGAGCUGCUGGUGGAGGCGGUGCGGGUGGCGGGGCCGGGACCCGCGGAGCACCCAGCCCCCGCGGAGCACCCAGCCCCCGCGGAGCACCCAGCCCCCGCGGAGCACCCAGCCGUGGCGCUGCGCCUCUUGGAAUUCCCUACCCUGGUGCUGCGCCCCGCCGCCACCGCGCCGCCCCUGCGGCCGGGGCAGCCCUUCCCCUUCGGCCGCGGCAAGCGCUGCCUGUUCCGCUGGCGCAGGGGCUCGCUCAGCGCCGCGCUCCGCCGCCGCCCGCUCCGCGCCCUGCUUCUGGCGCUGCCCGCUGGGCUCGCCCCGGGGCCCCCCCGCCUCCUCGGCAGCUGCGCCGUCCCCCUGGCCCCUGCUGCCGCCGAGCUGCUGCACCGGCCCGGAGCGCCCGCUUCGUGCGGCCGCCGCGGCCGCUUCGCGCUGCGGGACACCGCGGGCCGCCCCGUCGGGGAGCUGGUCCUGGGCUACCGCCUCACCUGCCUGGAGGCCGGCAAGGAGCCGCCCCCGGCAAGCCCCCGCUCUGCCACGCCGUCUGCCACCUCCCCUGAGCCGGGGGACCAAGAAGAGGAGAAGGAGAAGGCGAAUGAGGAGGAGGAGGAGAGUGAGGAGCUGGAAGGCAACGUCUUUUGCCCUCCGCUGCUCUAUUACAGCCGUGAGCCGGCUGAGCCUCAGCGGCACCCAGCAGCGGCUGCCGCGGCGCAAUGGGAGCACGUCGAGGUCAGGAGAUCGCAGGAGAAAGACAAGGGCCAGAGUCCCCCGCGUCCCAGUGCCGGGCCCUCGUUGCUGCACCCCGCCAGCUCUCGACAGCUCCACAACACCCUGGGGCAGCUGCCGCUACUCAGGGCCUUGCUGGCCGAGCUGUCGGUGCUCACCCACAGCGCUGUGCCUGCUGAUGCUGUCCACCCACAUCUUGCCUGGCUUUACCAGGCCCCGGGGAGUGGUGGAAGGGCCUCACGACCUCCCAGCCCCUCGGCUGCCCUCAAGCCUGCAGAGGCACCUGUGAGGCCUGGUGGGAGCAGUGGAGCUGUGAGCCCCCGAUUCAAACAAGGCAGGCAAGAGGCCACCCCACCAGUAUCUUCUGGUGCUGGGAGAGGACCUAAGAAAGCUGUGCUCCAGGGACAGCCAGCUGCUGAAAGGAACUGCAAAGCCAAGGAGAACAGACCUCCCAGAAAGAAAUUGUUGUAUGGGCUGACAAAUACACUGAGGCUACGGCUGCAGCAGACCAACCCCGAUAAGCUGAUAAUUCAUGAAAGGAGGGAGAAGUACAGAAAAAAGCAAAUGGAGAUGCUGAAGGAGAGAAGCCCCUUACUCAACAGAAAGCUGCUCAGAAAUGCCGGAGAACAGCAUGUGGUUUCUUGCAGGCAUUGUAGCAAGAGAGACAGUUCAAAGCAGAAUAAUCAGUUGGAUAAAAUUGUCCAGACUUCAUUAGAAAACAAUGUUCUCUCAGAGUCCAUUUCUGUGACAGUAGAUGUGUCCCCAGACCUGCAGGAACAGACUAUUGCAAGUUUACGGAGGAACGAUGCAAUUGCAAGCAAGGAACAUCCAUAUAAAGUAACUACAACUCCCUUACCAGAGGAAACUGUGUUAAAAUCUGCUCAGGAGGAAAAGUAUGCAAAAGCUCAACUCCUAGCAGCGUUCCCAUCAGACGCUAAUGCAAAGGGAAGUAACGAGGAAGCAAUACACUUAAUCCAUCAUGAAACUACAGAGCAUGAUGACACGUCUGUUAUAAGUGGUCAUAAACCCAGCCUCAGCAGGAGUGUUGAAAACAACUCUGAGUUCAUAUACUCGGAUGACUUUGUUGCUAGUCCUGAAAACACAGUUUAUUCCGAAGAUUUCACCAGUGCUGAGUGUACAGACUCGGAAGCUCUUGACAGCAGUCCUGAACCUCUGUGUCUUGAAAGCCCAAAGCGAGGUGGGUCAGAUACAGAGCCAGAAUCCUGCAGGUCUAGAAUUUCAAAGACAAGUCAAAAAGCUGAAAGUACUUCAGAUCUCGUGCCAGUUCCUUCAGCUUCAUCUCCAGUCCAGUCUUCGAGGAAAAACCGUGACUUUAAAACCAGCAAAAGAACUAGUGCUGAAUCCUCUGACUCACUUAACCUUGCUCAGAUGGAGGCAUCAUUAUUAGAUGAAGAGGAGAAAGCCCAACAGAUCAGUAAGGAAGAGAACAGGGGUGACCAACAUAUUAAACAAAUAUCAACAAGCAAACAAGUUAAAUCUGCUACUGAUCUGAAUAUAGGAAAGGGGCAGACCUCUGCAGAAGAAAAGAAGUCAGUAACUAAAGUUAGCUCUUACUUGCCAUCUAACGUGUCUGAUCUUGAACUUAGUGUCCUGGAAAACAGUAUGUCAGACAAAAAGGAGGAUUUUCUGGAAAAACUACUUGCUCCUAAUCAGUACAAAGACAUUAGUGAACUUGUAAUAAACAAGCUCCCAGGAUACACAAUGUAAUUACAAGUUCUCACUGUCUGGAUUAAGAUAUGAUAUUUAAACUUUAUGAGGCCUGUUACAUGUAGCUGCAAUAUAUACAGGAUAAUUUAAGACUUUAUCAUGCACAUUUAACACAUCAGUGAAUUUAGUUAAGAGGUUUCUAAAAUAAACUACUAUUUGAAUCUCUGACAAAUGGCUCAAGUGGUACCUACAGCCUGACUUAAGUAUCUUAACACAAAAGUAAUCCAAACAGCACAGGAAACAUAACUUAUUGUCAAAGCAGAGAUGAAGACAGAAGCAGCAAAAGCAGUCAGUACCCACAAAACUUGGCCAGGGUAGAAGUUAUGCAUUGCUACAGAAACAGCCAAGUACAAAAUUCCUUCUUAACCAAAUGAAUGACAGUACCUCUCCUAUUUAAAGUAUGAACAUCUGUGAGGAUUAUUCAAGUAUCUAGUGUUGACUUCUGAGAACACCACUACUAAUAUUUUUAAUCUAAAGGUAAGCAGCUGAAAUUACCCAUAUAUCAAAGGAAUCUCUGGCCAGAGCAACUCUUUUAUGUUAUUUAGGGUGUCUCUUUCAUCAGUUACAAUUCUAGACCAAAAUAUUAUUUUUCCUUUUUCUUCCAAUGCCAUGGACUUCUUUGAUACACAUGGAUUCAGCCUGUCAUUUUUAGAUGGCAGUAACUCUGAUUUUUUUGAUGGAAUAAUGUCUUGCACUUCUUAUGGGCAAAACUGUCAUUAAAAUACAAUGCUGACCAACUAUGUGUGGCUAUUUAAAUGAGUUGCUAACACUACAAGUCCAUGAUUUGAACAACAUUAUUUAAGAAAAGUUUAUUUUAAAAAUAAAAGUUUAUUUUCAACUCCAAAUGGGUUGAAACUGAAGGGCAAAUUUCCAGUCCUUUUUCUAUCCCCUAUCCCAUCUUCACUUUUCAAUUUCCUGAAGCAAAUAUGGUAGGAACAAUAUUUCUUUUGUUUAAAUAAUGAAACUAUUCUCAGCUUAUUUUAUUUGGGAUAACAUUUCUAAUGUUUACUGUGUAAUAGCAUUUAUAAUUUUAUUGGGAGAAUGAUGAAAAUGCAUCCUAGGAAGACAACAGGAGACAUUACACAAGAACAGAACUGCAGCAUCGUGCUUACAUGUUUUAGUUUGUUUUUUUAUUUUCAAAUAUAGACUCCAGGUAGUUAGUAUUGCAUGGAGAGGUUAGCAGAUGGUUUCUACCAUCAGGGAUAAUAAUCUUUUCAGAUAUUAUCUAUGUUGUUGUGAGAGUAAAUGAAUUUUUACUCAACAUUCAAACAGCAACUCUCAGUCAACAAAAGUGCAAAAGAACUUUUCAUCACUGAUUUAUUAUUGAAAACUCAUAAACUAAUAUAUUGGCAAGACAUAUCUGCUAAAGACAAGAGGUUUCUAUAUGUCAGCCCAACAUAACAAAACAGAUAUGUUUGCUAUCAGUACAAAAUAAGAAAAAAUUGGCAGCAACAAAUUCCAUUUUGUACAAAUCGUGUAGUAAUCUGCACUCAGCAACAUUAUACUAGCUAGCCAAUUUUAUCAUUAUAACUUGCAUCCUGUACCCCCAUUAUCAGGUUGUUAACAUCAGAGGCUUAAUAAGAGAUUUCUCUAAUGGAAGUAUUGUACCAUUCUUUCAUAAAGAUAUAAUUUCUAACCUGUGAGGGCUAAAUUUCAUAGAUCAUGUUUGUGCAGGGGACAUGGCAAUAUGCUGGGAGAAGCAAAUAAUAGUAGCAUAUACUCCACAGGUCUUGCACAACCAUCCCAGAAGUAGCAUAAAUAUUUAAGAAUACAUGGUCUCAUUGACUCAUUACCUCUAAAAAUUUCCUUGCUCCACACCAUUAAACAGUAAACUAUGAUUACUUCAAGUUUUAUAUUGUUGUAAACUUUAAAACUUUAAACUUUACUAUAGAGAAAUUAAAAUGUGAGAAGUAAUUACUUAAUAUUGAUCCUCACUAAGCAAAGCCAUCUAACUUCUUCCUUUAGACUUGUUACUUUAGCAACAUUGCUCUGAAUCUGUACAAUAUUCUAGAAAUAAGGUAGGUGGGUGGUCAAAACCAUAAUUUUGUUGCUUAAGUUAAGGGUUGUUAAAUCAUAUAAAACUAAACUUCAUGUUUUACAGCAAGACCCAAAAUGAGAAAUAAACUCAUGCAUACACAUAUUAAUUCAGAAUUUAUGACCCUAAAACAAGUCUUCUAUGACUGUUUUUUAAACAGUUAUUUCAGUGUCCUAUUUAUUAAAAUGAAUUUCGAUAGCCAGCACUGUAUAACUGAUGGUGCAAUGAGAAGAGCAGGAUACCAAACACUGAUGGUUUCUGCCGCUUUACCCCUUCUAUUGUAACCUUCCUCCUGCUGCCAAGUACUUCUCAGUCUUAACACUCGGUGACUAAGAACAGUGUUCAAAAGGCCCAGCUAGGCAUGUUUCCUCCAUUUCUUUAUUCCUCAGCUCUCAGUACUCUGAUUAGAUGACACAAUUUCUUUUCUGUUUGUGAUUUCUCUGGUGAUAGUUCCUACUGCCUAUUUUACUAUUUGUAAUCCCUUCAUCAUUUUGAAAGUCCUUUUCCUCAGUUUCCUGAAGUUACAUCCAGGCUUGGUAACUGUGCGACUGAACUUUUGACUCAUUCUUACUGCUUUCAUUUUUCUAGGUUCCAGUAUUUUAUGAUGCCUGGUAUUGUAAUAAUUUUGUUUCUCUUUGUAUAAGUGCUGCUCAGAGUUAGAUGCUGAUUGUUAUUUAGAAAUCUUUGGGACUUUGCUUUCCUUGUCUCAUCAUUUGUCACCAUUUUAAUACUUGCUUAGCUUUUAUUGUCUAGAAAGAAGUCAAAUCAUUGAAUCUCAUAUUCACAUCCUUAAAAGGUUUUGUUGACUUCUAGGUGCAGGACCUUCACCAGCUCCUAUGUAACACCACUCACUCGGAGCUGCAGAAAAAACAGGACUGUGAACAUUUGCCCAUGGUUAUCAGACAUCAGGUUUCUCUAGCUCUACCAAACCCUGCCAUUAAUCCUUUUCUAAAGUUUUGAUUUCCAAAUUAAUCUUUCUUUUAAGAUGACUGAGGCCAUAUCUGCAAGAACAGAUGCUGGCUUUAAUUUAACAUGCAUUUAGAGCUAACGGCACUCACAUCUGCUAUAGCUAAGGUUUGCUACCAGCUGGCUACUUGCAUAUUCUGUCCUCGCUUUCAGUCAGUAUACUGCUCGAUUUUAAUUUCAGUUUUGUUCACAUUCAGGUUCUUCCCUCAUUUUAAAUUCCUUGUAUGCAUGCAGUUCUGUUGUGUUGAAGUCACCCAGACAAGCUGCAACUUCACUGCCUUUUUCUUGUUUGGCAUUGACAUUUACCUGUAUUAAACUGUUUUUUGUUUUGGCUUGGCUUUUAUGGUUUCACUUGCCUGAAUUUUAUAUGACAACUGCAAUGUAAACCUCCCCGGACUUCACGGAAUUGUUUGCAUUUUCCCAGAAGGGUAGUCAGUGUUCUCUAUUGUUUUCUAGAGGAUGAAUUUGAAUGUCUCAUGCCGGAGAAAACAGUAUUAAUCUUCAAUCCUGCGGAGACCUCUGCAAGUGAUUCAUUUACCGCUUGUUUAAAAUAAAAUGGCUUCGCAGAGGAAUGUUUAAAUAACAUUUGAAAUACACAUUACUCCUAACUCAGUGAACAUUUAAAGGAUUGAUUCAGGUACAGUUUAUACAAAAACCCCUAGCCAAACAAGCCCACCCUACCUCCUCAAACAACAGAAAAAACCCACAAAACUAAAAUGUUAAUUAGAAAUAUUCAGAUGUCUAUUAUAUAUAUUUAUUCUAAUCAUAGACAUUUUACAAACAUUCUGGAUGAUAGCCUAUAAAUUUUCAUCCAUGCCUUCACGUUCUUUAUGUAUCAAUUAACAGUAGGUAGCUUGGUUUUUUAAUGGAAGUAAAGGUAUUUAAAUUAUCAAAUCCCCUGAAAUUCCAUGAGAAUUAGUCACCUCAAAAAAGGUUGCAGAAUGGAAACCCAUGCAGAGGACUCUAACCAUAUUAUCUCUUGGAAUGCAAAAGUGUUUUUGAAAGUAGAUAAGUCAUGCCUCAACAAAUAUUUUCAGAGGCAUUUGGAAAGUUUAGUGGUAUCAUGAUUGAAAGAAACUCCCUUGGUGUCAAUGAAAUUCCAGCUCUUUUUCUCUUGUCUUUAACUGUUUGCAGAUUCAGUAUUUUUCUGUCUCUUAUGCUUAUGUACUAAGAAUAUAUAACCUUUGACUCUUCUCUAAGUUUCAAUGCCAACAGGAUAUCCAGAACCAUAUUUCAGGGACAUCUCCCACUGCCUGCCCUGUUGUGCCUUUCAUCUUGAUGCCUUGCCUGUUCCAGCUUCUUCUCAUCACGUAUUUCAUGCCAUCUUUAGAAUUCAUCUUGCCCUACUUAUCAUUCAGGAAAACUCCAGACACUUCUCAGACACCUUCACUGAUUUGUUCUCAUCUUUGAUAUGAAAUUAAAGUUCUGCCCGUUGUCUGCUGGGCUCUGCAUGGUUUAUCCCCUUCCUGCUUCUAUGAACCUUAGUUUCCUACUCUCUACCCAUUUCUAUGUAAUUCUAACUUCACCCAUCUUCAAACAAAAAAUCUAGAAAUUGCUGUACAUCUCUGUUUCCUUCCUUCAUGUCACUCCUGCUCUUUCUGCCUGUGGGUAACUGUAUUGCCUAGAGUUCUUGUCCACAGGAAUAUGCCAGACAUAAAAUUUAAGACAGAAACCAUCAGAUCAUGGUCUGACCUUCUCUACAUUGCAGUCCUUAACAUUUCUUAUGCUUACUCCUGAUUGCUGGUGUCAACACUGGGAUAAGACUAAGCUAAUAAUAAUGCUGAUCAAAAUUUAAUGUCAUAUGUAGUGAAGGAAACUCUUCAGGAUACACGGUCAAACCUUGCUAAUAUCGAACACAAUAUGAGGGGAACUGAUAUAACAUGGGAUGCAGUUUUAAUUUUCUUAUCCACAACUCUAACAAGACUCAGCAAAAGAAUUAUUGUAGGCAAGAGAAUCUGUUUGUUAGCAGCCUUUUGAUUGUUGCAGGUCUCUCAUCUCCUGCUGCUUCUGUAAUGCUACUCUACAGCCCUCCAGACACUGUGCAUUUUUAUUUGUACAGUGGAAUAGAUGCAUAGGUUUUCUUCAAAACAAGCAUCCAACCAGUUGUUCAGGGACCUUCAACAGAAAGGCAAGACCCCAAACUCAAGGUACUUCAGUACAUUUCCUACAUACCCAUUCAAAGCCUUUUAUCAAUAGGAAAUUUGGUUAAUUUUCAAUAAGACCAGCAGAUUCACUGACUUGCUGCUUCCCUGGUAUUCAUCACUGUUACAACACCACUUUUUAACUGCAUUUUUUUUUGCAAAUUUUUAGCUGUUGAUUAAAAUCUGUCACAUCACA
Molecule: messenger RNA, 7862 nt
Organism: Pseudopipra pipra
Lineage: Eukaryota; Metazoa; Chordata; Aves; Passeriformes; Pipridae
Gene: MAP10
Product: microtubule associated protein 10
Exons: 2
Coding region: 59-2524 (821 amino acids)
Biological process (GO): mitotic spindle midzone assembly; cytoplasmic microtubule organization; positive regulation of cytokinesis
Cellular component (GO): midbody; centrosome; cytoplasmic microtubule
Molecular function (GO): microtubule binding
Source: RefSeq, a predicted model, not a curated record